Messenger RNA from Drosophila nasuta, 3416 nucleotides. RefSeq names its product PUB and ZnF_RBZ domain-containing protein tamozhennic (gene tamo). The transcript has 7 exons. Gene Ontology annotation, cellular component: cytoplasm. Lineage: Eukaryota; Metazoa; Arthropoda; Insecta; Diptera; Drosophilidae. The coding region runs from base 398 to 2929 and encodes 843 amino acids. The record is from RefSeq and is a predicted model, not a curated record.
AAAAAACAUUUACAUCGAUAUGUCGGCAUCGAUGUUGUUUCUACACCUCUGACCGCAACGAAGCGCAUAGUAAAUAAUACGUAAAGUGAAUGUUUGUGAAAUUGAUGCAUAAUGCCAAUGAAUAGGCUAUUGCUAUCGAUAAAUAUGCAGCUGCUGCUGCCAUUGAAACAAUAACAACAAGCGGAAGCAUUUCGUUCAUUCGCUGUUUUCUUCAGUUCGUUCGUUCGUACAACGAGUGUUGACUUAACAGCGAUGCAGAUGCAGAGCAUUAACAAACUUUGCAGCAAAAACCAUAACAAAAAAAACAGCAAUAACAACCACAACAAUAGCAGCAACAGCGAUGAGCAGGAAUUUCUGAGCCACACUUGCAUUGAAUGAGAGUCCUUGGUGUUGCUGCAUGUCACGCCACGCCAACAUGUCGGACUAUUUACCCUGGACAGAACUUUAUGAAGACAUACUGAACUUGCACUGGAAGUAUCUUGACGCCGACUUGGGUGACCAGAAGCUGAAGGAUCGUAAGAAUCUGGAAUAUUGCCUGAAGAACUUUCUUAGCGUGGUGUCGCACGAUCGCAAAUUCUUUUUGCCGGAAACGGGGCAAGUACUGCGCCGAACCGUCUGCGAUUUGAAUGAGUUUACGGGCCAGCGAGCAAUCAUUGGCUUCGAGGCCAUCAGCCAGUAUGCCAGCAAUCUGUACACCAAACCGUGGCGUAAAGAAUUUCGCGAACUGAAGACUUACUCUGGCUCGUAUCAGCAUGAAGUGGAGUCCAAUUUGUUGGAUGCCGAUAAGCUAUUUCUGGCCAUGGGCUAUCGUCGCAGUGCCGAGGAUACGUUUGUGUUGGAGGGACCAAUUUGUCCGGACCAGGUUGCAAAUGUGGCACGCGAUGCCAUGACCGCCUAUGUGGAGUGCCAAAUUAUGAAACGGAUUUAUGCUAGUCUUCAGUCUACCGGCUUAAAUUGCACUUGGAAGGAGAUUUUCCAUUAUCGUGAAAGCCACAUUUGCAACGCUUCCCAGGCCAUCAAGGAUAUAAGCGAGAAACUUAUGCGCAGAGAGCAAAAACAGAAACAGCAGCAGCAUCAGGACCUCAUCAAUUUGGAGAACACGUACAGCAAUGUGACUCGUAAUCGCUGUGAAAAUUGCGUCACGGAAAAGCAAACGAUGCUACGCGGACAUGGCAAUAGUAAUCGCAAUGCUUGUGCACUGCAUCAGUCAGUCCCGCCCACGAAUCUCAGUUGCAUGUACCAGCAGCCGUCGGCCGCAUUGAUGACGCAUUCACGUAGCUUGGAGCAUUAUCAGGAGCCGCAUGCACUGUUGCCGCAUCGCCAUUCAUUUGAUCAGCAUCCCAAGGAUUGCAGCGUGCAGCAUCAGCAUUCGCAUUCACAUCCGCAUCCUCAUUUGAAUCCCCAUCUGUAUGAGGUGCCCUACGAUUGCUUAGAUGGUCUAAGCAUGGGCAGCACCGCAUCGUAUGCAGCCGUUACGGGUGGCUACAACGCACCCGGCAAUCGCAUUCCUUUGCCGUACAACAUCUCUAGCCAACUGAACGCACAAUAUGACACGCCACACGAUGGCUACGCGAAUGCGGACCACAAUAGUAGCAAUAUGUAUGCCAGCAUUGGCAAACCAACAACGGCCUCAGCUGUGCCGCAUAGUUGUGGAUAUUAUGGCACUCAUGUGCCAGUUGCUCCACAGAGUAAUCGACACUCAGCUAAUGUGGCUGCCAUGCAGCACAGACAGAGCACAUAUCCGCCGGAUGAGCAUCUGAUUGCGUUCAAUGAGCAUGCGCAGCUGAUGCAACAUGAUUUCAGCGAUCCACGUCAGUACGAACCGCGUUAUGGUCAACAAGCGAGUAUACCGCGCAUUCAGUCAAGCAAGCAUGGCAUGAAUAGCGGUAUGUAUGCGCAACCAUCGGUCUACACCGGUGGCAACUACGACUUGCCAACGACGCUGCCACAGCCGCCACAGCAUCAGCCGGAUAUGUGUGUCUAUGCCCAGCCCAUGCCCAAAAGCAGCCGCAUUCGUGCACAGCGUGAAGCGGCGGAAUCAUCAACAUUAGACAGGCCUCAGCGGCAUCAUGAUCAACUCAUUGAUCCCCUGGACAAUAAUCGCAAAGCGACGCACAAGGAAUUGAGGGAGCGUAUUAGUCUGACAGCUGGCGCAAUAGCAGCACCAGUGGAUGCCCAUUAUCAUCAUCAUCAACAACACCAACAUCAGCGAGAUCGUGAUCUGAACAUCUCCGAUACAACAACUACCAGCUAUGAAUCGCCCAGUUUGGAUGAGUUUACAUUUGUAAACAGCGCGUCGCCGCCACUAAAUCCCAAAGAACAGGAUGGUCUUGGCAGCUACGAGGCCUGGAACUAUGUGUUUAAGAAUCUUGACAACAAGGAUCUGGGCGAUCGUGACGAUUUGCUGAUGCAGAGCUUGGACCUCGACGCACUGACACUAGCUAAUGGAGGACACUCCCCGACUGCUGCUAGCGUCGAAAAGCGACGCCCUGAGGCGCACAGUCAAACGGUCAAUGUGGAAAAGUCACGAGCAUUGGAGAAGAAACGUGAAGUACGAGCUGUACACGCGCCGCCUCCAACACCAGCUCCCAACAGCAGCAUCGCGGGUGUGAAGAAAGUGAAAUCUGCAUUAAAAACAGCUACAAUUGACAAUCGAACAACUGGCUCUAGAGUGGAGACACACACGGGCGCCAUAGCAAAAACCUCAGCUGGUCGAAAUCGAAAGAACUCAACUGGCGCUGUGGCUAAACAACCGCCACCUGUGUCCACGCAACUGAUUGUGACCAGUCCAAAUGAAUGGAGUUGUCGCUUCUGCACGUUUCUAAAUCCUGACACUACACGCGUCUGCGCGAUGUGCUCGCACAGCAAGGAUUUCAAUAUGGAGGCCGCGGCGAAUGUAUCACAGCAUGCCUCAUCCACCUGUGUCUAGCACCCAAGAAAAUGAUGAUUAGUUAAAAUUUUACUCUACGUGAUAUAAACACAGUAUAGAGUUUGAAUAUACCCUACAUACAUGUACAUAUAUAUAUAUAUGUUUAUCAUAUAUGUAUGUAUAGAUAUCUAUUUUUUAUACGAAAUUGUCAUUUAGAACUGUGUGUGCAUGUUGAUAUACAUAGAAUGAAGGUUCACUAGUCUUAUAGUCUUGUAUCCCGACCUCCUCUCAUUCUUUUUCAAGACCUGCAUUUGUACAGACAUAGUUGCAUACAUAUGUUAUAGUAAUAUAGUGAUUAAGUUUAGUUUAAGUGGCAAGUUUCAGUUACGACUCGUGUACACAAAAAUGCUUUAAUUAGAUUGUAGACUUGUUUCCAUUUGUUGUGGGCGUCGCUUUUGUUGCAAAUGAUGUGCCUACACCUGGUAUAUAAGACGUAUGAUGUAUGUAUGUGUUACUAAGUAGUUUUAAUAAACAAAUAGUAUAUAUA